GCUUGACGUCAUCAAAGAGCACCGGAAGUACGGCGGCCGCAGCUGAGCCACGUGUGGGGCCGAGAGCCGGCUUAGGCUGAGUCCCUGACACUUGACAAACGUUAACAUCAUGAGUUUCGUGGCAUACGAGGAGCUGAUCAAGGAAGGCGACACAGCCAUCCUGUCACUGGGCCAUGGCUCGAUGGUGGCAGUGCGUGUACAGCGUGGAGCACAGACUCAGACCCGGCACGGUGUCCUGCGGCACUCAGUGGACCUCAUUGGCCGCCCAUUUGGCUCCAAGGUGAUUUGCAGCCGAGGCGGCUGGGUGUAUGUGCUGCACCCAACUCCUGAGCUCUGGACAGUGAACCUGCCCCACCGCACACAGAUCCUCUACUCCACCGACAUCGCCUUACUCACCAUGAUGCUGGAGCUGCGGCCCGGCUCUGUGGUCUGUGAAUCAGGCACGGGCAGUGGUUCUGUAUCCCAUGCAAUCAUCCGCAGCAUCGCCCCCACUGGCCACCUACACACAGUAGAGUUCCACCAGCAGCGGGCAGACAAGGCCCGGGAGGAGUUCCAGGAGCAUCGGGUGAGCCAGUGGGUGACCGUGCACACCCAGGAUGUAUGCCGCAGUGGCUUCGGUGUGGUCCAUGUGGCUGACGCUGUCUUCUUGGAUAUCCCAUCACCCUGGGAAGCUGUGGGCCAUGCCUGGGAUGCCCUCAAGGUUGAAGGUGGGCGCUUCUGCUCCUUCUCUCCGUGCAUUGAGCAGGUGCAGCGCACAUGCCAGGCACUGGCAGCCCAUGGCUUCACAGAGCUCAGCACCCUGGAGGUCCUGCCACAGGUCUACAAUGUGCGCACUGUCAGUCUGCCCUUGCCUGACCUGGGGGCCAACGACUUAGAGGUCAACAUGGGCUCUGAUGCUAGCCCCUUCCGAAGUGGCACACCCAUGAAGGAGACUGUGGGCCACACUGGCUACCUGACUUUUGCCACCAAGACCCCAGGCUAGUGGGCCUCCAAAUGAGUGCCACAGGCAAGCAGGGAGGCCGGAGACUGCCUUAUAUGGUCAGCCACUGCUGUGGGACUUGUGUUUAGAAAGAGAGCCUCCUGGGGGGGGGUGAGGGCGGGAGUAGGCUGGCCCUGCUCAGUCGGAGGAAUUCCUGUCUCCAGAGAGGAGCCUCCUCACUGCCCAGCGCUGACUCUGCCCUGGCUUUCUGUUGUAAACAUGACGUUUCCUCUCCAUAGACUUGCCUGGGUUUUGAGACCAAAUGGUACAAGUUAAGGGCGGCCGAAGCUCUGGGCACUGCCUGAAGCCUGGUCUGACCUGCAGGAGCGUGGACUGUCCCGUCUUCCCUGGUGCAAGGCUCCAGCCCUGGUGGUCCAGAGCUUAGCCAGAAGCUGUGGUUGAGCUAGUUAAUCAGAAAGCCUGGCCCUACCCUCGUCUCCCUGUACUUCCCUGAGGCUGACUGAGGGACCAGCCUGGCCUUGGAUCAAACGAGGUGACUCCAUAAUCCUGUGCUGCACAGGCCGUGUGUGAGCACACCUGUGUGAGCACACCUGCGGUUAGACAUCAUCCCAUGGAGAUGAGUGCAGCAGGGUCGGUCCAUGCUUCCGGUGACCUGUCAGGCCCUUGUUGGAGCUGGGGUCAAAGGGGUCAUAAAGGAGGCCAUGCAUAGGCUAAGAGCCAUAGACCUGCUGCAUGUGUCACCGAGGGCCUGGUGUCCAUUGCCAUAUGUGGCUAGCUUCAAGGGAGUUCCAAUGCUCAGGUCGUAUUGGCAUGGGGCUGCCCUGUUGGUGAUGCGUGGACCAGCCAUUGGGAGACGUAGCCAUGUCAUACCUGAGGGUACCUAAAGGAGCAAUAAAUGUUUGCCCCACUGCA
Molecule: messenger RNA, 1852 nt
Organism: Apodemus sylvaticus (European woodmouse)
Lineage: Eukaryota; Metazoa; Chordata; Mammalia; Rodentia; Muridae
Gene: Trmt61a
Product: tRNA methyltransferase 61A
Exons: 4
Coding region: 110-982 (290 amino acids)
Biological process (GO): tRNA methylation
Cellular component (GO): nucleus; tRNA (m1A) methyltransferase complex
Source: RefSeq, a predicted model, not a curated record